Kwoniella botswanensis is the source of this 3801-nucleotide messenger RNA. RefSeq lists its product as uncharacterized. The coding region runs from base 1 to 3801 and encodes 1266 amino acids. Lineage: Eukaryota; Fungi; Basidiomycota; Tremellomycetes; Tremellales; Cryptococcaceae. The record is from RefSeq and is a predicted model, not a curated record. The transcript is spliced from 8 exons.
AUGAUACCUUCACCUCGACGGUCGGUCUCACAGCCUGCUAUCCAGUCGAACAAUGCCAGCUGGACAGAUGUAGACGAUGACGAUGGCUGGCAGGAUAUGCCCGUUGUCCGAAGCGACUCCAACCCAUUUGGACUAGAUGACGAAGAUGUCAAGAAAUAUCAUUACAAAGCUCCAACACGGCUUGACCCUUCGGCAGGCUCAUCUUCCAAUCCUUCUGGGAAUGCUACAGGUAACGCGACCGGACAGCAUAUGGAGCUGGAGGGAGAUACAUUCACAGGCGUAGCGGAUUCGUGGAGGGAGAAGAUUGUUGAAGAUGAAUCGGAUUAUACUAGACUACGUCUGAACGAAGAUGAGGAAUCGGAGGAAGUCGCUAUGCGGACGAGAUAUCUGUUUGAUGAAGAUAAAGCGAUGACUCCACUGAGUCAGAUGCAGGCUACCAAGAACCUAUUGACUGAAGGACAAAGAAUCGCAUACGUAGGAUUGUGUCAGCUGAUAGCGAAAAGGAUGUUGAAAGAUAUGGGAAGAGGAUGGGAGGGUCACAAGUUGACGAGUGGGAAAGGUAAACUAGGUCUCAGAGGAAAGAACAAGAAUGAGCUGCCGGUGGUGGAAAGUGGGAAUAUAUGGAUGUUGAAGAUCAUGGCUAGGUUGUAUCAGCAUAUGGAGUUGACUCGAGACGAACAACGGAUGAUAGAAUCAUUAGCGGAACACGGUGUGGAUCCAUCUGAUCUAGUUCCAGCACUCAUGACCACUCACACCGUGGCCAAUCCAGACUUCGACCCUAAAGCCAAGGAAAAGGCAGAUCUGGAAGCGAUAGCAGAGGCUGAGGAAGCUGAGGCGGAGAGAGAUGUCGAAGCGGAGAAGCAAAGAUUAGCUGGAAGGAGUCGGGAAGAAAUCGAUGAGGAAGAAAAUCCACCUCCGCCAUAUCGACCAAGAGAAGAAUCCCCAUUACCUAGACAUACCACAAAUCCAUUUGGUGAAGACGAAGAAGAGGAGGAUGAAACGAGGAACCCACUUGCGUCUUCGUCGACGGUUUCGACUUCAAAGUCCCCACCCCCCCAAUCCGGGAAAAAAUCAAAGCCCACACCUGCAAGAUUGCCUUCACUAGAUUUUGAUGAAGAUGAUGGUGAUAUAACCUCUAUGCUGUCUCCUCCACCCUCGCAAUCCCCUCGACCCCCCACUUCUCCAUCCGAAACACCUCCGCCGCGAGACACAAACCAGAAAUUACGAGUGGAGGAAACGGAUGCCGAAAAGACUCCUAGGGUGAAAUUUGCAGAAUCUCCUGAAAUUGUAAACAAUAUCGUGGAGAACAGGAACAGUGAGAUGAAGGAGGAAGCGGAAUCAGAAGGGGACAAAGCGCCUGCACCAUUGCCUUCUUUACCAGGUGUGUCGACUUCGCUGUCAAAUACGGAUGAGAAAGUUACAUUGGAUAUACGUUGGACUGUGCUUUGUGACCUCUUCUUGGUGUUGGUCGCAGAUUCGGUGUACGAUGCACGAUCAAGAGCCUUCCUAGAGCAUGUAUCAUCUGCAUUAGGUUUCGAGUGGUUGGAUCUCGUUCGAUUCGAGAAUCGAGUAACGGAUGCAUUGGAGAUACAAGAGAGUACGGAGAAGACAACUCAGGAUGGAAUAAUAGAGGGAAGGAUGAAAGCUGCCAAGACCAAGAGAUAUGCAUUGAUGGGUUUGGCUGCUGUCGGUGGUGGUCUGGUAAUUGGUUUAUCGGCAGGUCUCGCUGCACCUUUGAUCGGAGCAGGUCUGGGCGCAGCUUUAGGUACAGUCGGUAUAACUGGUACAGGAACUUUUUUAGCUGGUGCUGGAGGUGUAGCGAUGAUUACCACUGGUGGUGUCUUGACUGGUGCGAACAUUGCCGGUCAAGGUAUGGCGAGAAGGACGAGAGAGGUCAGAACUUUUGAGUUGAAGCCGUUGCAUAACAACAAACGAGUCACCUGUUACAUUACUAUGGGAGGAUUCAUGGCAAGUAAAUUCGAUGAUGUCAGGUUACCGUUCUCUGUCCUUGAUCCGAUAAUAGGGGAUGUAUACUCCAUUCUUUGGGAGCCCGAAAUGAUGGAAGAGAUGGGAAGUGCCAUGAAGAUUCUUACUGGGGAGAUUUUAACGCAAGUAGGACAACAAGUAUUGUCAGCUACCAUCAUGACCGCUUUGAUGAGUGCUUUGCAAUGGCCCAUUAUUCUCACCAAACUUGGAUACUUAAUUGAUAAUCCAUGGUCAAACGCUUUGGAUCGAGCACGAGCUGCGGGACUGGUUUUGGCAGAUACUAUCCUGAAUCGACAUGCUGGUAUCCGACCAAUCUCCCUAAUCGGAUUCUCUUUAGGUGCUAGAGCUAUAUUUUACGCCUUGAUAGAAUUAGCAAGAGUAAAAGCCUAUGGAUUGGUUCAAGACGUUUUCAUCUUCGGUACGACAGUCACCGCAUCGCGAAAUACAUGGCUGGACGUUCGAUCGGUAGUAGCUGGAAGAUUCGUCAAUGGAUAUGCUACCAAUGACUGGAUGUUGGGAUAUCUGUUUAGAGCUACUUCGGGUGGACUGAAUACGGUUGCUGGAUUACGACCUGUGGAAACUGUUGCCGGUUUAGAAAACGUUGAUGUAACGGACAUCAUCACCGGGCAUAUGAGCUAUAGGAGUUGUAUGCCUCAAUUAUUGGCCAAAGUUGGAUUCCCUGUCACUGCGGAAUAUUUUGAUGAACCAGAGGACCCCAAUGUCGAUAUGAGCGUGCAAGAACGUAUAAUCAUCAACGGAGCGGAAGAGGAAGCCAAGCAGAAUCGACGUAAAAUCCUGGGUAUCUUCCCUAGAGGUAAUAAGUCUGGCAGAAGUUCCGGAUCUGGCACUAGUACACCCAAUACGGAUAAAGACAAAGACAAGAGUACGGAGACUCUGCCUACCCCUGGACCUGGAGGUGGGUACGAAUAUGAGGAAGAUGACGAUCUACCCCCGAGGGAAGAAGCGGAUCUAGGAGACAUACCGGGAUCAGCAGAUGCAAAAGCUACUUCGUUGGAGACCCAACAAGAACGAGAGGAAAGUAAGAGAGUAAUCCGAGAAGAAGAAGAGAGGAAAGCGAAAGCUGCGAAAGAAGAGGAAGAAGCUGUGAAAUCGAUCUCGAAAACUGCCGGAUUCGACUUUAAAGCUAUCUCAGACGCUUUAGGCAAAGAUAUCGAUGUGGAAAACCUCAAACAACCUGAACCAUCUAGACCUAUCGCCGCUCAAGCUAUGAUACCCAACGAAGCUCGGGCCCCGCUAGAAAGGAGUGGUUCCGCUCCACCACCUAUUGUACAUGACAGCUCGGAAGAUAACACUUGGACAUCAUCAUCUAACAAGAUGGCGUCGACCUCGACAUUUUCCAAAAUUGGCAAUGAUGACAGCGAUGAUGGUGAAGGAGAUAUCACUUCGAAUAUGGCUAGGGGUUUAUCAUUAUCGGAUUUACCAAGCUGGGAAAGACCUCAGAUAUCCACCACACUUGAAGAUAAAUCACCCUCUCCCUCGGGUCAAUCUGGGUUAUUCAAAUCGCCUGUGUUCUCGUGGAACGCUUGGAACUCCACAUCAGGCAAUGUACCUAGUGCCAAUGAGAUACUGAGGGAUACACCCAAACCCGUUAGAUCAGCUCCUCCUGCUCGACCACACCCUAAAGAGCUCAUGGAUAUGAAUCCGUUCAUGGCGGGGUCCAACGAAGGCUGGGGAGGCACGACCUCUUCUACACCUAUACCAGGCGGAUCAGGAUUGGGUAAAUUCGAUGAGGAUGCGGAGAAAGAGAGGAAGCGAAAAGAGGAUGAGGAAGAAGCUGAAACUAAUCCUUGGUAG